Arthroderma uncinatum is the source of this 3342-nucleotide messenger RNA. RefSeq names its product DNA polymerase delta catalytic subunit. Gene Ontology annotation, cellular component: delta DNA polymerase complex. Gene Ontology annotation, molecular function: DNA binding; 3'-5'-DNA exonuclease activity; DNA-directed DNA polymerase activity. NCBI's taxonomy places the organism in Eukaryota, Fungi, Ascomycota, Eurotiomycetes, Onygenales, Arthrodermataceae. The record is from RefSeq and is a predicted model, not a curated record. The transcript is spliced from 4 exons. Gene Ontology annotation, biological process: DNA-templated DNA replication; nucleotide-excision repair, DNA gap filling; DNA replication proofreading. Bases 1 to 3342 code for a protein of 1113 amino acids.
AUGCCGGAGACUCUCAAACCUCAGAAGAGGAUACUGGGCGAUGCAAGCGUGAGCCGUCGAAACGUACAGCUGCCAUCGUCGUCUCCUACCUCCGCCAAAAAGCGAAAGCUCGAAACCGGCCUACCACAUUCUAAUCCCCGAGCACCACUGCUACUGUCUUCGCAAAAUGGACUUAAGAAAUCUUUUGGAUCGGGUCCCUCGCGGUCACAACCUAAAAGCCAAUUUGAGGAUGUGUUGGAGAAAUUAACCCAGGAUAUGGGCGAGCUCAAGGAAAACAAUGCGGAGAAGGACCAGCAGUGGGAAAGACCACCACUGGGGGACUUCAACCCGAUGCGAGACAGCCUGUGCUUCCAGCAGAUUGAUGUGGAGGAAGGCUACGUGGCUGGCAAGACCGCUGUGAAAUUAUUUGGCGUAACGGAGAACGGGCAUUCGGUGCUUCUCCAUGUUACCGAUUUUAUGCACUAUCUCUACGUUGCCGCGCCUGUGGCAUUUACCCAAGCAGAUUGUGGCCCCUUCAAAGCCUACCUCGAGGCUCAAUUAGCUGUUACCGAGCCCGUGAUUCAUUCGGUUCAAAUGACCAUGAGGGAGAACUUGUACGAAUUCCAAGGAAACCAGCAAAGUCCAUACCUCAAAAUCACUGUGAUAAACCACAAAUCCAUCAACAGUGUCCGGUCUACAAUUAUGGACGGGUCAGCCAACUACAAAGGCAUGUGGAAAGGAGUAGAAGGCGAAAUCUUAACAUUCGACAAUAUUCAAUACCUCUUACGAUUUAUGAUAGAUACAGGGAUCUCGGGUAUGUCAUGGGUUGAAGUGCCCGCUUCAAAGUAUGAAGUUCUACCUUCAAACAAAUGCCAGUCCAACUGCCAAAUAGAAGCGUCGGUACAUUACCGUGACUUGAUUGCACAUUCGAACAAUGGUGAAUGGUCGAAGAUGGCACCUCUCCGCGUAUUAUCAUUUGAUAUCGAGUGCGCUGGCAGAAAGGGGAUCUUCCCUGAGCCACAAAUAGACCCCGUUAUCCAGAUCGCCAACAUAGUCACACGAUAUGGAGAGUCGAAACCGUUUGUUCGCAAUGUAUUCGUUAUGGAUACAUGCAGUUCAAUUGUGAACACGCAGGUAUUAGAGUUCGAUAAAGAAGAUGAGAUGCUGCUGGCAUGGCAGGGUUUUCUGGAAAAGGUCGACCCUGACGUGAUUAUUGGAUAUAACAUUUCCAACUUCGACUUUCCAUACUUGCUGGACAGGGCCAAACACCUGAACUGCACGAAAUUCCCUUACUGGACUCGAUUGAGAGGGAUUUCGUCUCACGCAGCUAAGGCAUCAUUUGCCAGCAAACAAAUGGGGAAGCGAGAAUCGAAAGCAACCAACACUAACGGAAGAAUUCAACUAGAUCUUUUGCAACUAGUUCAACGGGAUCACCAACUCCGAAGCUAUACUUUAAACUCCGUUUGCGCUGAAUUUUUGGGAGAGCAAAAGGAAGACGUUCACCAUACCAUGAUCACAGAGCUCUACAACGGGACCGCAGACUCGAGACGACGACUUGCUGUAUACUGUUUAAAGGACGCCUAUUUACCCCAGAGGCUCAUGGAUAAGUUGAUGUGCUUGGUGAAUUAUACCGAAAUGGCGAGGGUGACAGGCGUCCCCUUCAACUUCCUUCUUGCAAGAGGUCAGCAGAUUAAGUUCAUCUCGCAGCUCUUCCGGAAAGCUCUCCAACAAAAGCUUGUCAUUCCAGAUUUGAAGAACGACGACAACAGCAACCAGCAGUACGAAGGAGCAACUGUUAUUGAGCCUGUUAGAGAUUACUAUGAUGUCCCUAUUGCCACCCUGGAUUUUGCGUCUCUAUACCCAAGUAUCAUCCAAGCGCACAAUCUGUGCUAUACAACUCUCCUGAAUAAACGCACAGUUGAGAAGCUAGGAUUGAAAAAGGACGAGGAUUAUAUCGUUACACCAAAUGAUGACAUGUUCUGUACAACAAAAAUCCGAAAGGGGCUUCUUUCCCAGAUUUUAGAGGAGCUCCUCACUGCAAGAAAACAGGCAAAACGGGAACUGGCUGUUGAAAAGGACCCGUUCAAAAAAGCUGUGCUGAACGGACGACAGCUGGCUUUGAAAAUCAGCGCCAACAGUGUUUAUGGAAUUACGGGUGCCACGAACGGGAAGCUACCUUGUCUUCCUAUUGCAAGUAGCACCACUAGUUACGGCCGUCAAAUGAUUGAGAAAACCAAGGCCGAGGUUGAGGCCAAAUAUACGAUUUCCAACGGAUAUACUCACGAUGCCAAGGUUAUCUAUGGAGAUACUGAUUCUGUCAUGGUCAAAUUCGGAACUCAGGAGCUUGCCGAGGCUAUGAAACUCGGCGAAGAAGCGGCUGGUUAUGUGUCCUCCAAAUUCAUGAAGCCAAUCAAGCUUGAGUUCGAAAAGGUUUAUUUCCCAUAUCUACUUAUCAACAAGAAGCGUUACGCUGGGCUAUAUUGGACAAACCCCGUCAAACAUGACAAAAUGGAUACGAAAGGUAUAGAGACGGUCCGAAGAGACAAUUGUCUCCUAGUGCAGACUGUGAUUGAAACCGUUUUAAAUAAAAUCCUUAUUGGCCGGAAUGUUAGCGGGGCAGAAACUUAUGUCAAAAAUACAAUCUCAGAUUUGCUUCAGAACAAGGUCGACAUGUCAAAACUUGUGAUCACGAAAGCCUUGACCAAGGAGGCGUAUGCGGGCAAGCAAGCUCACGUUGAGCUGGUUGAACGCAUGAGAAAACGUGAUGCUGGAUCUGCACCCACACUCGGCGACCGUGUUGCAUAUGUUAUUGUCAGCGGUGCAACUGGAGCUAAGAACUACGAAAAAUCGGAGGAUCCAAUUUAUGUUCUCGAGAAUAAUAUCCCGAUUGAUACGAGGUAUUAUCUUGACAACCAACUCGCUAAGCCGUUAACCCGUAUCUUCGAGCCGAUACUGGGUGAAAAGAAAGCCGCUCAACUUCUCAAGGGCGAUCACACUCGUUCCAUCACCGUCGCGGCGCCAACACUAGGCGGGCUGAUGAAAUUCGCCAAGAAGACGCAAACUUGUAUGGGCUGCAAGAAGCCGUUAAUAGGCAAGGAGGAGAUGUCAGGUGCUGUGUGCGCUAACUGUCGACCCCGACUCGGAGAGCUAUACACGCGAACUUUGAACAAGGUAUCGGAACUCGAGGUUAGAUUUGGCCGUCUGUGGACACAGUGUCAGCGUUGCCAGGGCAGUUUGCAUGGUGAAGUUAUUUGUUCGAGUCGAGACUGUCCUAUUUUCUACAUGCGGAUGAAGGCCAAAAAGGAUGUGGAAGACUCGGAGAAGGAGCUCGCGAGGUUUGACCAUGACCCUAGCGCGUGGUGA